Messenger RNA from Alligator mississippiensis (American alligator), 963 nucleotides. Its product is annotated as olfactory receptor 2G3-like. NCBI's taxonomy places the organism in Eukaryota, Metazoa, Chordata, Crocodylia, Alligatoridae. The record is from RefSeq and is a predicted model, not a curated record. Bases 1 to 963 code for a protein of 320 amino acids. Gene Ontology annotation, cellular component: membrane. Gene Ontology annotation, biological process: G protein-coupled receptor signaling pathway. Gene Ontology annotation, molecular function: G protein-coupled receptor activity; olfactory receptor activity. The transcript is spliced from 2 exons.
AUGGAGGUGUUGCAUAGCAAAGCAGCAUGGGAGAAUCAGCAUGAAGGAAACCAGAGUACUACUGAGGGAUUCAUCCUGCUGGGGGUGUCUGAUCAACCACAGUUGGAGCUGCUGCUGUUUGUGCUCAUUUUAAUCUGCUACAUUGUGACACUGCUUGGGAAUUUUACCAUCAUUGUUGUCUCCCGGCUGGACCCCCGUCUCCACACACCCAUGUACUUCUUCCUCAGCAACCUCUCUUUCCUUGACAUCUGCUACACCAGCAGCCUUGGCCCCCAGAUGCUGGUGAACUUCCGUAGUACGAGCAAGGCCAUCUCCUGGGGUAGGUGCGUGGCCCAGCUCUACAUCUCUCUCAGCCUGGGCUGUACAGAGUGCUUCCUGCUGGCAGUCAUGGCCUACGACCGCUAUGCUGCUGUCUUCCAGCCCCUGCGCUAUGCAGCAAUUAUGAGCCGUCGCCUCUGCCUGUUCAUGGCUGCAGCAUCCUGGCUCAGUGGCCUGGUCGUUUCACUGGUACAUACUUUGCCAACUCUGCAGGUGCCCCGGUGUGGCCAGAACCAUAUUGAUCAUAUCUUCUGUGAGGUGCCCGCACUGCUCAAGUUGGCUUGUGUUGACACAUCCAUAAAUGAGGCUGCGCUCUUGUCUAUAAGUGUAUUUGUCCUGGUGGUGCCUGUGAGCCUCAUCCUGGUCUCCUACGGCUACAUUGGUGCUGCGGUGAUGAGGAUUCACUCAGCUGAGGGCAGGCGCAAGGCUUUCAAUACUUGCACCUCCCACCUGGCUGUGGUGUCACUCUUCUAUGGCCCCGGCAUCUACAUGUACCUCCAACCUCCCUCCAAGGGUCAGGGCAAGAUUGUCUCCCUGUUUUACACUAUGGUCACCCCAAUGCUAAACCCCCUAAUCUACACACUGAGGAACAAGGAGGUACAUGGGGCCCUGAGGAGACUGCUUCGGAGAAAGCCAGCCACAUAG